AUGGGGGAGAACGCCAGCGUCCGACAGGGAUGGCGAGUGGGCCUCAAGCGGGCCGCUUGCUGCGUACUGGAUUUCGACAUGGACAAGAGCAACACGAUUGCGUCGUCCAACUGGAACCGGCAAGAGCUUACAUCUGCUCAGGUAGAAUAUGCUGCAAUGGAUGUUUGGGUGGCACUGCGGCUGUAUCAGCAGCUCGCCCCAGUCUACGGGACGGCUGAUGAGUCGUCCAAGCGGCCAAAGCCAGCCGAAGACUGGGAUUCCUGGGGCUGCCGCUCUGUCACGGCGAUGGCCACUCGCGACAGAUGUGGAGAAGCGGGCCGAAGCGCAUUUGCAUGGAACGGUCUGGCAGCGCUUGCCGCGAUCCACCUGAUCCAGCCUGUCAUAGGAACAGUUGUGCCUGCAGCACCGCGACCGACGGAUUCGCAGCCGUGCGCCUGUCCGGACCCAAUCUAUGGUAACGACAUUUGCUACGAGCCCGUCUGCCCGCCUGGAUACUUCAGGUGUUGCGCGACCUGCUAUGAAGCACCGUGCUAUGGGCUGAAGAAAGACCUGCAGCUGUCGUGGCGCGGCAUCUACGAGUGCAUCCUUUGCGAACCUGGCGACUACUGCGACGGAUGUGACACCUUCGCACAGUGUCCAGACAACACGCAAGCCAAUCGAGAAGGACCUCGCGUCUCCAACGCAGGAUCGACUCGGAUAGCCGACUGCGAGUCCUGCGCCGCAGGGAUGCAGGCGAGCUUUCGCCGUGACAGAUGUGUGGAGUCCUAUUCUGACGUCUGCAACGAGGAAUUUGUUCAGCGAUGUAUCCGAAGCUGCAAGGCCGAGGAGCCCUCGCGCGGCAAAAAACUGACUCCAUGCGAGCAGAUCAAGUGCGAGGUGUACUGCGCAAAGCAGUGGUCGGACGACUGCCUGGCAGUCGUCGGAGGCCAUUGUAGGGACCUCACCACCAUCAAGGAUUCCGGAGUCAUUGGAGCGGAUGGGAUGGAUGCCCAGGCUACAGUCAUCGACUGCGACGUCGACUGCAACGGCGCAUCCCAGCUUGGAAUGGCUUGGAUCAUUCUGACGCUCUUGUGCCUCCACCUCUCCUGA
This is a messenger RNA of Symbiodinium sp. CCMP2456, 1089 nucleotides long. The record is from the annotation of a GenBank genome assembly. Lineage: Eukaryota; Dinophyceae; Suessiales; Symbiodiniaceae.